Austrofundulus limnaeus is the source of this 1152-nucleotide messenger RNA. RefSeq names its product olfactory receptor 6N1. The record is from RefSeq and is a predicted model, not a curated record. Gene Ontology annotation, cellular component: membrane. Gene Ontology annotation, biological process: G protein-coupled receptor signaling pathway. Bases 1 to 1005 code for a protein of 334 amino acids. The transcript has 4 exons. Lineage: Eukaryota; Metazoa; Chordata; Actinopteri; Cyprinodontiformes; Rivulidae. Gene Ontology annotation, molecular function: olfactory receptor activity; G protein-coupled receptor activity.
AUGGUUCAAGUGGAUCAAAACAGCACACAGGUGCAAGUGUCUGAGUUUUUUAUUGUGGGCUUUCCAAGUCUGCAGCAGGAGUAUUUUCAUCCAGUGGCAUGGUUCUUCUUCAUCCUUUAUGUGAUCACAGUGGUGGGCAACAUGGUCCUGGUUGUAGUGUUUGCUCUGGAGCCCAACCUUCAGAAGCCAAUGUAUAUCAACAUGGUGAGCCUGGCUCUCUCAGACAUUGGUAAAUGUUUUACCACAGUUGCUUUACCAAAACUAAUUGCUCGUUACUGGUGGAAUGAUGGGAGUAUUGGUUUUUACACGUGUCACUUUCAAAGACACAUGAUCCAUUAUUUUGGAAGUUUAAACUCUCUGAUCUUGUUAACCAUGGCUGUGGACCGAUACCUGGCCAUCUGCUUUCCUUUCAGAUACCCCAUGCUGAUGACAAUCCCAGCCAUGACGGUCCUGACGGUGUUGUGCUGGGUCACAGCUCACAUCUUUCCUGGCAUCGGCUCCAGCUACAUGACAAAGAUGUCAUUUUGUGGUCCCACUCAAAUCCUGCAGGCCUUCUGUGACUAUGCGUCUUUACUUGCUGUAGCAUGUGGCAACACAAGCUAUGUGUACAGAUCCACAUAUAUCGUAGCAAUGUUUAUUCUUUAUGUUCCUUUAGGCUUUAUCGUCUUCUCCUAUGUUUGCAUUGUUGUUACAGUCUUACAGAUGGUCARUGGACAGGGCAGAAAGAAGACUUUUUCUACCUGCACCACUCAGGGAUUUAUCAUUUCUGUCUACUACUUACCUCGUUUCUUUGUCUACACUGCACCGUACAUUCCUAAUUUUAACCUGACGCCUGAGAAAAGUAUGGCCACAGCUUUUUUCUACAGCUUUUUCCCUCCRCUGGUAAACCCGUUUGUCUACUGUUUCAGAACSAAAGAGAUCCAGGAAAUAUUCAGGCACUGGAUCCAGAAGUAUAAGGCUUUUAAGACUAACCCUGGACUAAAUGUAGCUGUCCCUGCACAUUAACAAGAUUUUUAUGUUGUUUUUCUUUUAUGAUCUUCACUUACAGCCUAAUGAAGGUAUUAUUUUUUCUUUUUUUAUAUAACUUAAUUAUUUAUCUAUGUUAAUUUUAUUGGAAAAAUUGUUCAAUUUACAGUCAAUAAAUAAAAUGAA